This is a messenger RNA of Octopus sinensis (East Asian common octopus), 2076 nucleotides long. RefSeq names its product kinesin-related protein 3-like. The record is from RefSeq and is a predicted model, not a curated record. Bases 1 to 1443 code for a protein of 480 amino acids. The transcript is spliced from 5 exons. Lineage: Eukaryota; Metazoa; Mollusca; Cephalopoda; Octopoda; Octopodidae.
AUGUUUGUGAGGGUUCAACGUCACCGAGAACAAUAUCAACCCCCUGAAAGGAAAAUCACUAUCACCUGUCUGUGUCUGCUCGCGACUGCAAAUGUACCUAAAACAACUAAAAAAAGCAGGAUAUUUGUUAACCAAAGCCACAUCUACCAAGGUUCUUUUUUCCAUUCCUUGGAGAAAGGUCUGGCGGGGCAUCGGCAGCCGGACACAUUUGGCCAGACGCUAAAACAGAGCAAACGAGCCAAGAAACUCGCUUUGCCGGAGAAACGCAAUGAUGUUAGAAAACUCCGAGUAUCAGAAAGAACGAGCAGCGGCAGCAGCAGCAACAGCGGCAGCAGCAGCAGCAAUAGCGGCAGCAGCAGCAGCAGCGGCAGCAGCGGCAGCAGCAGCGGCGGCGACAGCAGUAGUGGUGGCGGCAGCAGCAGUGUUGAUAACAAGUAUGAGAGCAAUACAGCCAGUCAUUUCACGGAUAGCAAAAGUAAGCAAGAUAAAGUCAAUACCGACAGGGGUUUUGUUGAGGCGCCUGUUAAAACAAUUACAGAAGAGGCUAACGAUGACCAUGAGAAUGUUGAGGUUUCCACAGCUCAGCACCCAGUUGAUAACAACCCUCGUGCACCAGAUUUUAACGAGAACUCUGCCCUUGCGGAGGACGACUCAAAAGAAGACAAUGAAAAUUUCCAGUACGAAACCGACUUGCAAAGAACAUCUGUCGGCGAGAAGAACUUCUCAAAUGGCUUUCCAGUUCUACCGAUUAAGAAAGAGAAACCCGUUAGAGUUGCACAACGUCCAGAUCUUUCGGGAACACAGGAUGAGGAACACAUAUCGAUAAAACAGGAAUUGCAGGAUGACGAUCAACUAGCAGACACGCAGAUGGAUUCAGAAAAGAACGCUUCCGUAGAAUUGAUCAAAAUCCAUAAAUCGACUGGUAUCUCCCCUCAGAAUAAGGAGACAGAUCGAGAGGACAGAGACUGGGUUGGUGUUGGCCACGCAAAGCAGGUGGUAACAUCUGCCAGUAAAACUGUUCCCCAUAAAUCCUCAAAAGAAAUUCUUUCUUCAGUAAAUGGUCAAAACUUAAAGGAAAGUCACAAGAAGGGCAAGGAAGUUGGUUUACCUCUUCAGUUGCCAAUAUAUUCUCAUCGCAGACUCGUUCCCAGAAGGACGAAUCGUACCAAAGAGAUUCUUUCAAGCAAAAACAUCUCAUUACAAUCUGCAGCUAAGAACACAGCUAAUAUGGAAGACAAAGUCCACCGAACUCAUCAGCAGAUGUCUAAGGAACGUCGUUUGAUAAGCCAUCGACGUAAACCUGUAAUGAACAUUCCUAAAACAAAAGCGGCCGAAACCGUAACACAAAUGGCUAGCAAGGAUCAAGAUAGCAACAACGACGAGAAAGCGUUGAUGUCCCUUGUAUCUCAUCUCAACACGAACAGCAAACAACACAAACAGUAACCAUGCAAGACAUGAAAUGUCCGAAUACAAGAAUGAAUGAAUCAACAAACAUUCGCAUCCACACAAACACAUGUGCACGCGCGCAUUCACUCACACACCCGCGCACACACACAUCCUAAUAAUAGUUUCUGUCCAAAUUUUGCACAAGGCCACGAAUUUUUUUUUUUUUUUUUUUUUUUGGAGAGGAAUUAUAGUCGACUGAACUGAUUCCUAAUCAUUUACUGAUUGGCAUUUUAUUUUAUCGACUUCCACGCUCGAAAAGAUAAAAGCACAGCCCAAGCACUGAAAUUUAAAUUUCCUCACUCCAGGGACGAUGAAAUAUGUACCAGUGAAAUACUUAGAUUUUCAAGAGGUUGAAAAAAAUAAAGACACCAGUCAACAUGAGGCUUGGAUUUCAUACCUGCUCGAGAAAGAGAUCGAUAAAAUAGCAAUCAAGUCUUUUAUCUUGAUAUAAUAGAUUUUUCGCUUCCCACCAACCACCACGAAAAUGGAUAGCCUCGUAUUUAUGCAAGAAAUUGUUAUUAUUAUUAUUUGUAAAGAAUAAAAGUUUUGAAUGGUACAACAAUGCACAAUAAUACAGAUAAUGGGCUAUUUACCUGUUGAAAUUUAGUCAUCCAUAGUCUGAUAUGAUAU